AGCAGUUUUUAUUACAUGAAUAUAAGCUCAAGUUCAAGAUAUCGCACCGUUGGACAUGCGGUCGCAGGACAAACUCGUAUAUGUCCUUUUCACGUUGAUGCUUUCAGUAUCGGUAUCGGCUGGAAGAAAAAAUAAAGGAAUAACAUACGCGCCAUGCAAAAAACUAUGCAAAAGGAUGUCUAUGAAAAACUGUGCAAAAAGCUGUAGAGUAAAGAAGGGAUAUACAGUUAAUGACAAAUGUUGGAAAUUGUGUCUACAAGAAGAUAUACAAGGAGACACUGUUGGACCUGUCUCUUGCCUCAAAAAGUGUCUAAUAAAGGCAGACUCAUGUCAAUGGACCGAGUGGGGUGAAUGGAAAUACAGCUCGUGUAUGCAAUCUGAUAUCCAGG
This is a messenger RNA of Owenia fusiformis, 389 nucleotides long. The record is from the annotation of a GenBank genome assembly. Lineage: Eukaryota; Metazoa; Annelida; Polychaeta; Sabellida; Oweniidae.